This is a messenger RNA of Misgurnus anguillicaudatus (oriental weatherfish), 1476 nucleotides long. NCBI's taxonomy places the organism in Eukaryota, Metazoa, Chordata, Actinopteri, Cypriniformes, Cobitidae. The record is from RefSeq and is a predicted model, not a curated record.
CAUGUACUAUUUUAAAAAUCCUCAACUUUCUGUAUUUUUUCUUCUUUUGUUGGUAACAUAUGUGAAUAAUAAUUUAUCUGUCAUUGAGCAAUUUUUUUUGCAUUGAGCAAAAUUUGAACUUUGUAUCUAAUGGCUUCCUGGUAGUGACGUCACUUGCAGUCACAAUCUGGACUCGUAAGGUGAGCUAGUUAGUUUCUUGUGCACGUUUUAGAGCUUGUGGGUAAUGAAUACAGUUUUAUCUGCAGGGUAUCACAGUACGCGUUAAUAAAACGCGUUUUCUUUACUGAACUAAAGUCAGUCAGACAGCAGAACCGCAACAUGGACAAUCGGAGUUUUUGCAGAAACAGGAAGAGGACUGCGCAACACCGCCAUCUUUAUUCUCCGAGUAAAACAAAAUGAUUCAACAAACAGGUGUGUUUGGUGUUGAUGGAUAUGAAGUGAAGUCAGUGUCGGUGAUGGAGGGAGAUUCUGUUCUUCUAGACCCUGAUAUUACUGAAAUACUGACAGAUGAUCAGAUCCUGUGGAUGUUUAAAAUUAACAAUACAGAAACUUGUAUAGUUGAAAUCUAUAAACGCCACAAUGUCAGAUUUCUGGAGGAUGAUGGGAGAUUUAGAGACAAACUAAAGCUGGACAAUCAGACUGGAUCUCUCAUCAUCACAAACUUCAACAUCACAAACACUGGACUGUAUGACCUACAGAUCAUCAACAACAAAGGAACUGUAUACAAGAGAUUUAAUGUUACUGUCUAUGCUCCUUUACCCGUUCCUAUCAUCAUGAGAAACACUUCACAAUGUUCUUCUUCAUCAUCAUCAUCAGAAAGAUCAUCAGUCUCAAAAUGUGUGUUGUUGUGUUCAGUGAUGAAUGUGAGAGAUGUGAGUCUGUCCUGGUAUAAAGGAAACAGUUUAUUGUCCAGCAUCAGUGUGUCUGAUCUCAACAUCAGACUCUCUCUACCUCUGGAGGUUGACUAUCAGAAUAACAACACAUACAGAUGUGUACUCAACAAUACCAACAUAAAUCAAACUCAACAUCUCAACAUCAAUCAUCUCUGUCAGUGUUCAGGAUCUGAAGAGACUCCCCACAACCGUUCCCACUGGCCGGUCCUAGCAGCAGUUGUGCUCUUAAUUCUAGCAGCUGUAGCUUUAGUUGUCAAAAGAGAAAUGAAGCAGUACAAUAAAGAGCCUAACAGUGAUGAAGUUCCUGUACUACCAGUUUCAAAUGGAGUUAAACACCACGAUUAAAGCUCUCCAUAAUAUUUCAAAAGAUGUUGAUUUUUCAAGCAGUCAUUUCAUGCAAAGGAUUUGCAAGACAGGGUGUUUCCUGCAUUCAUGAAGAUGUUUUAUUGAGCGUGAUGUCUGAUCUCCCUCUCUUUAACUUCUCUGGAUCUGAUUUUAUAAAUCACUACAGUCAUCACCACCAGGACAGAAAUGUUUUGGAUUACAACUUUAGUGAAACAUGAGUCUCGCAUCAGGAAAUCUC